Molecule: messenger RNA, 624 nt
Organism: Trichomonas vaginalis G3
Lineage: Eukaryota; Parabasalia; Trichomonadida; Trichomonadidae
Product: glycine-rich protein family
Exons: 1
Coding region: 1-624 (207 amino acids)
Source: RefSeq, a predicted model, not a curated record
AUGGUUUCGGGCGGCGGUGGGGGAGCUGAAUGGCAUGGCUCAACAGGUGGUCAUGCAGGUGGACUUGUCGGAGGCAUAGGACAAUCAGAUUGCUCCGAUGAAGGAUAUUCAUGCCCAAAGUCCAAAUCUGGUGGAGGAACACAGAUAUCUGGCGGAACUGCCGCACCAACAGUAAUUUCUCCUAAUUCAAAUAGACUUAUUGGAUAUUCAGGAUUAUUUGGAAUGUCACAAUUAGACUAUAGUUCAAAUGAUAUGGGAGGAAUUGGAGGAAAUGGAUAUUAUAGUGGUGCAUCUGUGAAUUAUACAGGUUCUGGUGGUGGAGGAAGUUCUUUCAUCUCAGGAUAUGAAGGAUGUAUUGCUCUAAAUAGUUCAUUAGAUGAAACACCAAGUCCAACAAAUUCUCCAAUCCACUAUUCAGGCAUUUUCUUCACAAAUCCAAUCAUGAUCGAAGGCAACAAGAACAUGCCUCUUUAUUAUAGUCCCAUAUCACGCGGCAUUGGCAACAAAGGUCGAGGUGCCAUUCGCAUCACCAUUCUAUUAUCUCAAGCAUGUUCAUGCAACAACAAUAUAUGUUUAUAUCUCCGAUUUUCUCAUAUUCUUUAUCUUGGAUUAAUUGUUAGUUAA